AUGACUGGCAAUUCCACCCAACAACCAUGCUUUCCACAGGCACUUGAAGAUAAGACAUGUCUUUUUCAAGGAAACCAUACAUGGGAUCAGGUCAGUCAGUCAAAUAUCUACUAUCAGACCAUAGAAGAUGAAGACAUACUCUCUAAAUACUCUGAGGAGAGGAUCCGGGAAAUGCCAGAAAGGUUCAGUAUGGUUGAGCUUGGUACUGGAGCAUUUGAAAAAAUUGCAAUCCUGCUUGAUAAGGUUAGGGCCCAGAAGAAGUAUUGCUUUUGCCUUGUUGUCGAUAUUUCCCGGAAAGCCUUAAAACAACAAGUCGAUAAACUUUCCGCAAGAUAUAAAAGCUACGCUGGGAUUCAAGUUCGCGGUUACCAGGAAGAUCUGUGUUCUGCACAUCUGCGCCUAGAAGAAAUACCCGGCAUACUUUAUGUUAUCUCGCUGGGGUCUGUCUUACUCAACGAUGAGUUCCCCGAGGACCGAUUGAGACCCUACGCCCACCUUUUACAGCGUCGCCCAGGGAGCGUUUUGCACAUCUCCCAGGAUGCCAGCACCACCAUGAAUAGUGCCGAAAUUAUGCGACCUUACGGACAAAUGGUAUACUUAGAAUUCAUCCGGAGAGCAAUUUCCGAAUUUGAUGGAUUUAGUCCAGACGAGUGGGAUCUUGAUCACUUGAUGGUCUAUGAGCCACUUUUACAUCAUGCUUUUCGGUUGAAAGGGAAAGGUGCUCAAGCUGGUAAAGAAUACCUCUUUUUCCGCUCGUACAAGAUUACCAAGGACAUGGUGGAGGAGAUGACUUCCAACCAGGGACUCUUUAUUCUGAAGGCCUAUGAGAGUUCAAGAAUGAGUGAGCCCUCUUCCCGAAAUUACCCAUGA
Molecule: messenger RNA, 870 nt
Organism: Clonostachys solani
Lineage: Eukaryota; Fungi; Ascomycota; Sordariomycetes; Hypocreales; Bionectriaceae
Source: the annotation of a GenBank genome assembly